AUGAACUUCCGCAAUCCACACCUGUCACCGAUUGUGGCUGGCAUCUUAUACGGGCUGUCUCUCAUCCUCUUCAUCGAUGGCAUCGUUCUUGCCCAGCAGGAGCCCAACAAAGCGAAUCGUUUCUCCUUUUUGCACUGUGUCCCCGCCAUCUUCUCCACUGUGGGUCUCCUUCUUCUCCAUCUUGUGUCCCCGUCUGAGGUAAAGGAGGGCGAUGGGCGCGGCCGCAUGUUGCUCUUCAUGUCAUGGCUUACUAUGAUUGGGUCUAGCGUUGGCGCCCUCGUCGUUCUCUUCUUCUGCUAUACAGGCAAGCAGACACGCACUCGCACCAUGCCAGGAGUGUCGGUCCUACUGUACACGUGCACAGCGCCCAUCAUCACGUCUAUGCUGUGGUGGGGCCGCCGCGUAGUCGACGUUGGCGAAUGGUGA
Molecule: messenger RNA, 426 nt
Organism: Leishmania mexicana MHOM/GT/2001/U1103
Lineage: Eukaryota; Euglenozoa; Kinetoplastea; Trypanosomatida; Trypanosomatidae
Exons: 1
Coding region: 1-426 (141 amino acids)
Biological process (GO): protein targeting to vacuole; late endosome to vacuole transport via multivesicular body sorting pathway
Source: RefSeq, a predicted model, not a curated record